CGGCAGACAUGACAGUGUUGAAAUCAAGUGUCAGCGCCAACACAAUUGCUGCGCCUCGUCAUUAUUAAACAAGUCAAGUCGUCGAAUGGCGGCCCAAGAAGAGGGUUUUAAGAGCUUUCCAGUCAUCUCAAUACGACGAGUUUAAAAGCAGCAAUGUGGCGCACAGCGAAACAUUGACGAAAGCAGGUUGAUGGAAAGAAGGAGUGUCGAGCUAAAGUUGCUUCGGAUGGAGUGAACUCUUGGCACCUUAAAGGAUGAGUCACAGAUGGUGCCUGAGUACCUUCCAGCGCUCAAUCCAUGUGCAACAUCCUCAGUGCGUCUUCCUCAGCCGGUUGUACAUCUUCUGCUCUCGGGGGUCUCCGACUCGAAAAACAUGGCGCCGCAGGGCUUACCAGCUUAGACAAAAGCUGGGGAUCCACACCGGUGGCUUGUGUUUGAAGAGCUCGACGCCUCGCUGGUCUGCGGGCCUGAACCAGCACAUGUCACGAGUGAGGAACACGCUGGACACGGUUUCUAAAGCCGUGACGCAAACGGACCUUCUCUCCAAGAUCACCAGACUCAAAGCCCAGAAGCCUGGGACAAAUGUGGAGCCGACUACGGAAAAAGGGACCACUGCUUCUUCCAAGCCAACAUCUGUAACUGCACUAGAAGCUGCUGGCACUACCUCCUCCUCGCAGCCUCACAACGCCACACAAACCACCGACGCUGUUGCCACCGUACCCGCGCAGGAGAGUAAGGAGAUAAAGCUAAGGCGCGUCAAACCGGAGGAGCCUCAACAAUCCUCCAACGGGAAACAAACCCAAGCACUUUUCCACCCUAGCAGCUUGUCAGUCAACCUGGAUCAAACCUACAACUACGUAGCCCAUCACAUCAAUUCCUACUUCGACAGCAGUACCAAAACUCAAGAGAAGAAAGACCAUGUGGAAAAGCCUCCACAAUCAAGUGACCUAAUGUGUAAUAGGCCGGCCCUUCCCGCCAAGAAAGGCUUGGGCCACUACCUGGCCUACUCCGCUCCCACCGUGCAAGCUUUUGUCGGGAGCUACAUCACCCCCUUGGUGCCAAAGUUCAGGACGGGGGAGUCCAAAAGUGCUACGGAUGACGCCGUUAAGCUUGAGGAUGCGCCGGGGAAGCAGGCGGAGGUCAGUAUCAGUAAAGAGCUGACGGUGGCAGAUGAGAAGGCCAAGAAACUUCUUCUUCAAAGGGAAAAGAUCAUUGCCAGGGUGAGCGUGGACAAUCGAACCCGUGCUCUGGUCCAAGCUCUCCACAGGGCCACAGAUGUGAGGGUUUACAUCAGCAGAGUGGAGGACCUCAGCUACCAUCUCCUGGAGUUCCCUGAGACUUGUGGGGUUGCUGUCAAGGAGAAAGUCAUCCCCUGCUUAUUGCGUCUACAACAAGCAAGGCACCCUGGUCUGAGGGAAGCAGUUCGAGAAGCUCUUACUCUGGUGGGCUACCAUAAAGCAGUUAAAGGCCGAGGCAUACGCAUCCUGUCCAUAGACGGAGGAGGUUUAAGGGGACUUCUUGCCCUUCAGACUUUGCACAAAUUGGAAGCCCUUACCGGCAAACCCAUUUACAAACUGUUCGAUUAUAUUUGUGGCGUCAGCACAGGUGCCAUCCUCGGCUUCAUGCUGGGCGUGUUCCAGCUGCCGACCAGCGAGUGCGACGACCUUUACCGCAAACUGGGCUCGGACGUCUUCAAGCAGAAUGUGAUCGUUGGCACGGUGAAGAUGGGGUGGAGCCACGCGUUCUACAACAGCGAAGCCUGGGAGAGCAUCCUCAGAGAAAAAAUGGGCUCACACAUCCUUGUGGAAACUUCCAGAAACCCGGAAUGUCCUAAAGUGGCAGCAGUGAGCACCAUCGUGAACAGGGGCACGCCACUCAAGGCCUACGUGUUCAGGAACUACAACCUGCUGCCAGGGGUGCGCUCCCACUACCUGGGGGGCAGCCAGCACCAGCUCUGGCAGGCUAUCCGCGCCACAUCCGCGGCCCCCGGCUAUUUCCAGGAAUUCCUCUUGGGGAGUGACCUCCAUCAGGACGGAGGUCUGCUCAUCAACAACCCCACAGCGCUGGCCAUCCACGAGUGCAAGUGUCUGUGGCCCAACACGCCCUUGGAGUGCGUGGUCUCGCUGGGCACGGGCCGCUUAGAAACCACGGCGAGGAACAGCGCCACCUACACCAGUCUCAAAACUAAGAUCACCAAUGUCAUCAGCAGCGCCACUGACACUGAAGAGGUCCACGCCAUGCUGGACGGCUUCUUGCCCGCCGACACCUACUUCCGCUUCAACCCCUUCGUGAGCGAAGACAUCUCCAUCGACGACAACCGCCGGGAGAAGCUGAGCCAGCUGCAGGCCGAGGGCGUGCGCUACCUGGAGAGGAACGAGGAGAAGCUGAAGAAGGCGGCUGGCAUCCUCACCCGGGAGAAGGACGCGGGGCGGAGGUUAGCGGACUGGAUCAAGACCAGGACUGACACGUACAAGCUCUAGACCACAUUUUCACCUCACUCGGAGACUUUUUUUUUUUUUUUUUUUGCCAUGAAGAACUUAAACGUGAUGAAACAGGUAAUGAAAACUUGAAAAUUAUUUGGCAGCAGAUUCCUAAACACAGGAAAUAGAUGAUCUUUGACUUGUAGUAGGUCUUUAAAAAGAGAAAAGCGCACCUGUUGUUUAACCACUAGAUUUUACAGUUAAUACCUUUUUUUUUUUCCAUUUACAGUAAUGCACUGUAAAAACAACAACCGUAGAUUUUACGGUAAAAAAAAAAAAGCAAAACACAGGCAGCUCAGAAUUUUACUGCAAGAAUGUCAGUAAAAAAAAAGUCCUUCAAAACAGAAAGUGCUUCAGUUGUAAACACGACUUUAGAUUUCACCAUUUUUUUUCCAUUUCCCGUAAAGCAGUUGGCAGAAGUUGAGUGUAGAAAUGUUCAGUCAGUCACUCGAAAUUUCACCAUUCAACGUUCAGUUUUGACUAGGGGUGUAACGGUACACACAAAUUUCGGUUCGGUACGUACCUCGGUUUAGAGGUCACGG
Messenger RNA from Nerophis lumbriciformis (worm pipefish), 3022 nucleotides. RefSeq names its product calcium-independent phospholipase A2-gamma-like. The record is from RefSeq and is a predicted model, not a curated record. Gene Ontology annotation, cellular component: membrane. NCBI's taxonomy places the organism in Eukaryota, Metazoa, Chordata, Actinopteri, Syngnathiformes, Syngnathidae. Gene Ontology annotation, biological process: arachidonate metabolic process.